Brachypodium distachyon (stiff brome) is the source of this 1381-nucleotide messenger RNA. RefSeq names its product microfibrillar-associated protein 1A. Gene Ontology annotation, biological process: mRNA splicing, via spliceosome. Gene Ontology annotation, cellular component: U2-type spliceosomal complex. Gene Ontology annotation, molecular function: RNA binding. Bases 314 to 1153 code for a protein of 279 amino acids. Lineage: Eukaryota; Viridiplantae; Streptophyta; Magnoliopsida; Poales; Poaceae. The record is from RefSeq and is a predicted model, not a curated record. The transcript has a single exon.
GCAAGGGAGACUCCGACCCGUAUUAGAAUUAUCGCCAAUUUAUAGCCCCGCCGGCCGCCGGUCUCCAUCGAUCCAGAUCUAGCAGCAGGCAAGAACCUUUCAAAACAAAACUGCCGCCGCGGCCAAAGCUCCCGGGCCUAGCGGCAACAUCGGCUUGAGCAAGGCCAGGCGCUACUGGCCGGGAAAGGCGCCAGAUUGGUGUGACGGCGCCGCGGCCGAGGAGGCCGAUGAUCUCAGGACCGCAUGCCUCUGCCUCGAGAACAAGGGUCUACGGCGCCUCAAGGUCGCGAAGAACCAGCUGGAAAAACAGAGCAUGGAUCACCGCCGUGUACGGCGGCCCGAGGUAGUAUCGACCGUUGUCCAGGAGAGAGAGACGGAGGAGGACGAGGAGAAGCGCCGGAUGAGGAUAAGGGAGAGGCGCCUGCUCUUAGGAGAGGAGGAGGAGCUUCUUCCCCACGAGGAAGCGGAGGCCGAGGACGAAUCAGAGUACGAGACAGAAUCAGAGGACGAGCAGCAGCUGUACAUUACUACUAUGGCGAAGCCGGCUCUGUUCGUACCGAAGCCGCAGCGCGUCACCAUCGCGGAGAGAGGCCGGCUCGAGGAAUGGGGGCGGCGGCUGGAGGAGCUGGCCAAGAAGAGACUUGAGGGCAGGAGGGUCGAGACGAGGCAGAUCGUGGUGGAAGAGAUCAGGAAAGAAGGUCAGGCUGACAAGAUGACGCUCAACGACGACGAGGAUGGCGUUGACACGGAUGAUGAACUCAAUGAGGCCGAGGAGUACGAGUUGUGGAAGCAUCGAGAGAUUGCAAGAAUCAAGAGGGCUAGGGAUGGGGAACCUGAGAUUAAGAAGAUGAGCAUUUCAAACAAGGAAUAUGAGCUGACGAAGCUAGAUCCGCUUGCACGACGACCCAAGAAGAGGCAGAGGAGGUUUCUGCAGAAAUACUACCACAAGGGCUCCUUCUUCCAGGAAGAUGCCGAUGAUACGCGUGAUUUCUCUGCCCCGACUGGAGAAGAUAAGAUGGACAAGAGCAUCUUGCCCAAGGUGAUGCAAGUUAAGAACUUUGGCCGGAGUGGACGAACCAAGUGGACACAUCUUGUUAAUGAGGACACUUCAUAUAGGAAUACACCAUGCAUAUUCGCAUCUGUUGCAUGCUAGUUUUCUACAUGAUGUUACCGACUUGGCUUAAUGCAUUCCUGGGGUAUCCACUGUAAACAUGUUAUCUUGCAUGUAGUUGGUGUAGGAAAAUAGACUAAAUCUUGAGCUACCUUCAGGCUUCAGCAAUGAUGAUUUUGUCAAUUUUCAUUUGGAAAAUAUCACCGUGGUGUAGAUGUCUGAAACUCUCAAUAAAUUGGAUAGAGCCCAUUAUGUUACUCUGUUUACCCA